AUGACAUGGGAAGAAUACAGUUGCUAUGAGGAUGGUGAGAUUAACGACAUUGAUUCAAAAGGGCAAAAUGGAACAUUAAAUAUAAUUCAUCUGGGGGCGCGCGCGGCUAUCGAGAUCGUCACCUACUAUAUAAAGCCGCCCCACUUGCGCCCCUCAAAAAUAACUAUUGCCGGAGAUCUAUCAUCGACAAUAACAUAA
This is a messenger RNA of Debaryomyces hansenii CBS767, 198 nucleotides long. Its product is annotated as DEHA2B16632p. NCBI's taxonomy places the organism in Eukaryota, Fungi, Ascomycota, Pichiomycetes, Serinales, Debaryomycetaceae. The coding region runs from base 1 to 198 and encodes 65 amino acids. The transcript has a single exon. The record is from RefSeq and is a predicted model, not a curated record.